Molecule: messenger RNA, 2080 nt
Organism: Daldinia decipiens
Lineage: Eukaryota; Fungi; Ascomycota; Sordariomycetes; Xylariales; Hypoxylaceae
Exons: 3
Coding region: 641-1525 (294 amino acids)
Source: RefSeq, a predicted model, not a curated record
CCUACAUACCUAUCUACUUACAUCCUAACCUAGAUAUUAGAUAUUAACUACCUAGGUAUCUAAAAUUAUAAAAUUAUUAUACUACAAUGUGAUAACACAUCCGUAUGUCAUAAUACAACUAAACGCGGCCUCGAUUCAAAUUCGUAUAGUUUAAUAAAAGGGAAGAACUUCAAAAGGUCAAGACGAAAAGUAAAAUAAAAGUCGAGUUGUGCAAAAGUUCCCGAUGCUGUGUAAUGGGUCCAAGUCCGAACAGUCCUAGACUCCUUAGGCGAACCAGUGUUGGUUAUGUAUUUACAACAUAGCCGCCAGGAUUCAGCUCCACGUUUCAAAAUUACUUUCCUUCCCUACUGCAGCCCAUGCUUUAGCUCGUAGGGAAACAUGGUCUAAGUUCUCGAAGCCCUACAGAAUUCUCCCUGCUGCUGGACCGCUAUUAGUGUACAUAGUAUUGUGCCGCAUACCUUCCCACCCGGGCCUGGACCUUUUGCUGACAAAAGCUUGUUGGCAUUCCGUUCCCAAGUAACUCCCGUCUUCGUUCGUUUCUUCCUGAUCUCUGGGAUAGGAAUUUCUUCUGUUUAUCCCACACCGUAAAUGUUAUGGGCUUAUAAGGGCCAACAUCGCGAACCCCCCCGGCUCCAGAAAGAUGAUUAGGCCGUCAUCGCUCAUCGCCUUCUUAGCGGUGUUUGCUACCUCGACCGUACGAGCGCAGCAAGAGUCGCUCAAGGUUGGCAAGUUCUUCAACCCUCCCAAUGCCCUCGAUGGGCCAACCGAUUAUUCGACGAACCCAGUAUGGACGCUCGGCGAGAUCCAAACUAUCAAGUUCACUACCACAUAUUCAAAUUACACCAUUGAUCUAUGGCAGGAGAGCCGAGAUGGUGGCUCUGCAUCGGCUGGACCAAGCAUAUUCCAGACGCGGUCUGGUGCUGUAACUCAAUUUGACUGGUCGGUCCAGGCGUUCGAGUUCGACUUAUCGAAUUUCGACAUGUUUUUCCUUUGGCUGUCACCGUUAGAAUCAGGUGACCCGAACCCGCUCUCCGUCACCUCGCGUUACUUUAACAUCACAAGAGCCCCCGCCAGCACGAGCACAUCUUCGUCGUCGACUAGUGCCUCUGGUUCGUCUAGCACUAGCCCGCCAUCCAGCAGUGCUACCCAAAGUACCACCUCGCUACCUGCUGUAUCACCAACAGCAAACCCCGACAAUGGUUUAAGUGCCGGUGCUUCAGCCGGUAUCGGUGUCGGCGCCGCCCUUGUAGUUAUCGCCCUUGUAGCAGGUGGCUUCUUUUUGUGGAGGAGACGAAGGAAUAGUAACAACUACCAAACGCCCGCAGCCGCCGCUGCUGCUACGAGCCCUAAUCACAACGACGAUCUGCCAGAGAUGCCAGAGGUGACGCAACUUUCAGCGCAGAAACCGCCAUUGUAUCCCGUGGAGCUGGAAAGUGGAUAUCCUCCUCAGUACCACCACCCCGAGAGACCCGCGAGAGUUGAGCUUGACGGAACCCGCCGCUCUGAACUCGAUGGAGGCCACUAAAUCUUUGAGUUACGUGCUGGUUUGGUUAAUUUAUUAGCGACACGAAACCGAAAAUCGGAGGGCUGUUUGAUAGAAUAGGCUUGUCUCGACCGGAAACACGGCCUUAUCCGAGAUGCUAGGAAACAACAUGUAGUCCUAUAUGGUGCGGACUAGAUGCGAUGCUGCAUUGGGCGGGUUUGGAUACUAAUGUAUAUUUACAGAUACUGAAAUACCCCUUUUAUAUCCCCUUAAUGUUACUAGGGAAUCUUAUCAUUUCUAUACUCUGGCAAGGUGGUUGGAUUGUAUUCAAGACAUGUACUCGGCUUUAUGAUAUCCAGGUUCGAAGUUGAUUUAUUGAUGUUGUACAAUAUACGAUUACAUGCAUACCUACAUAGGUAACCUACAUAGGUAACCUACAUAUAUACAUAUUCUUCCCUUAUAGUUUUCGCGACACGUGACUUCCGCAUCAGCCACCGAGAAGUGUGUUUAAUAGGACAGGUCACGAUAAGGCAAGAACCUAUACAUGCGGCUUCGAACGUGGCUGACGCGAGAGGCGUAACUAAAAUAAAUAGUGCC